Periophthalmus magnuspinnatus is the source of this 3805-nucleotide messenger RNA. RefSeq names its product major facilitator superfamily domain-containing protein 12-like. Lineage: Eukaryota; Metazoa; Chordata; Actinopteri; Gobiiformes; Gobiidae. The record is from RefSeq and is a predicted model, not a curated record. Gene Ontology annotation, cellular component: membrane. Gene Ontology annotation, biological process: carbohydrate transport. Gene Ontology annotation, molecular function: symporter activity. The coding region runs from base 477 to 1892 and encodes 471 amino acids. The transcript has 11 exons.
GUGCGUUAGCCCCGCAAGCUAAUAUUCGAACAAUUUCACGGAUUUCUCUGGCUAUAAUCGAUUCAUCAUGUUUACUUUGAACUAGAGAUCAUGGGAAUAGGGUUAAGUAACAAUUAUUUAAGCCUUUCUGAGUAUUUUGACAACGUGAAGCUUCAGCUGACAGGGCUUCAUUCGUAGCUGUGGUGCGCUCCCUCUGUGUCCCUCCUCUGUCUCCCUCUUCUGUUCUUUUGUAACAGACUUGUCACUGUCACCUGACCCGAGGAGGAAACUGACAAAUGGGAUCUGAAACGAAACAUACUGCCCACAACGUCCUCAUUUAUUCUCAGUAAAGGAGAGCCACAGAUGCACGUAGAGACAUGGCGUAAAAGCUCCGGAGAAGCCCUGGAGACGCGCCGAGCUGAGUUUACCGUUUCAGGAGCUGUUUGAGAUUCCCGUUUCAGAACCUGUUUCAGGAGCCUCCAGGAGCCUCCAGGAGCAUGUCGGACGCGGACAGGUCGCUGCCUCUGUGCCGCAGGCUGAGCUAUGCGGUCGGACACUUUCUGAACGACCUGUGCGCCUCGAUGUGGUUCACGUACCUGCUGGUUUUCUACCAUGACGUCCUAGGCUUCCAGAACACGUACGCAGGUGUUUUGCUGCUCGUGGGCCAGAUCGCGGAUGGCGUCUGCACUCCUCUGAUUGGCUAUGAGUCCGACAGAACACCCGGAUGUGGCAACUAUGGCAAGAGGAAGACGUGGCACCUAGUGGGCUGCCUGAGUGUGGCGCUGUCAUUCUCCUUCAUCUUUAACCAGUGUCUGGGCUGCUCCUCCCAGACACCGCAGUGGGUCAGUGUGCUCUACUUUGUCCCAUUCAUUGUAGUCUUCCAGUUUGGGUGGGCGGCGGUCCAGAUCUCCCACUUGUCCCUCAUCCCCGAGCUAGUCCGCUGUGAGCACGCCAAGGUUGAACUCACCGCGUACAGGUAUGCAUUCACAGUGAUGGCUAACAUCACAGUGUACGCUCUGGCCUACCUGCUGUUCCACAUGCAGGGUGGACAGGAUAUGGACGCUUUGGGACCUGUGGACAUUCCUGUCUUCAGGAAUCUGGCUCUGAUAGUCCUGGCCAUAGGUUUGGUUUUCUCUCUGAUAUUCCACUUGGGCACCUCAGAGCACCGCAGCAGAGCCGAAGCAACGGAGGAUGGGGAACAGAGCCCUCUACUGGCCUCACGUACCACUACGCUGUCGGCUACAUUGCAGUGGAAGUGCUGGCUCAAGCAACCUUCAUUUUACCAGGUGGCGCUGUUGUACAUGUCCACCAGGCUAAUAGUGAAUCUGUCCCAGACUUAUAUCUCUAUGUACCUGGUCAAUACUCUGGGGCUGGACAAGAAGUACAUCGCCACCAUCCCUCUGGUCAUGUAUCUGAGUGGGUUCCUCUCCUCCUUCAUCAUGAAACCCAUCAGUAAACUCAUCGGGAAAGCUCUGACUUACUUCGUGGGCCUGCUCCUGAUAAUGACCUUCUCUUACUGGGUGCUGCUGGACGAGGCCAUGGGGCAGAGGGUGUAUGGCGCCGCAGUGCUGCUGGGGGCGGGCUCAGCUACCAUCCUGGUCAUCUCAUUGGCCAUGACCGCCGAACUCAUCUCCGACCAGACGCAAAGCGGAGCAUUUGUGUAUGGAGCCAUGAGUUUCACAGAUAAACUGGCCAAUGGACUGGGGGUCAUGCUGAUCCAGAGCCUGCAUCCUUGUCAUACUGUGGUGUGCUGUCCGGCCUGUGUCUGGUUCUAUCACUACGUCAUGGUGGCUGUGACAGGAGGCGUGGCCUUUGUGGCAGCUCUGGCUCUUUGCUCAAUCCUCAUCUGGCCAAUCAGGAUCCGCCCACAAGAUGUUUCGGGCCGCACUGAAGACGUCACCUCAGUGAACUAACAUCAGGGAUUUGAACCAAAGAUGACACUUUUAAACCAUUGACAGGAGAAAGGGAGAGUGCACUUUACAGCAGAGGAUACACUGCUACUAAACACGAGGGAACAAGGAAAACAACGCAUUCCUGCUGCACUUUGGGCUAAUGCCUGUAAAAAAUGUAUAUUUUUUUUCUUAGUCUUUUUGAAGGCCUUUUUUAGCAGGACAGUUUUAUCUCUGGAAAUGUAUUAACCAGGUCAAAUCAUGUAAACUACCAGUCAAAAGUUUGGACACACUUUCAUUUUUGUCUUUUUUUACAUGACUAUUUACAGUGUAGAUUCUCACUGAAGGCAUCAAAACUAUGUUUACUACAUUUUAUACAUGUGCCAUUCAGAGUACAGUGGUCCUGGUUUAUCGCGGGGGUUACAUUCCAAAAAUAACCCACAUAUUAUAUAUGUUUUAAGGCUGUAAAACCCCUCACCACACACUUUAAGACCACAAAAGGUGAAAACUGUGAUAUAGCGAGGGACAACUGUACACUCAAAAUAAGUGAACGUAAUGGCCAACAAAAAUAACCACCUUUUGUUUGGUCACUGCAUUUCUCUUUGACGCGGCUCAGCUGUGAAGUGAAAACCAUUUCAGGAGACUUCAUUAUGAAGCUCACUGAGAGAAGAACAGGGGUUUGCUGCACUAUCAACAAAGCAAAGGGACUUUGUAUUUUUCUUUGUUAUUCAAAUCCUCAAAGAAAAAAAUUCAAAUUGAACGAGAGGGUGUGUCCACAUUUUUGACUGGUAGUGUAAGUUAUACCUCAAGACGAGAGUAAAAGCCAAACAUAAAAUCUGUCAACUGCUCAUACAAGCUGCCACUUGGAUGAGCAGCCAAACAUCUUCACUCCAACAAUUUGUCCAGUUACAGAUUUAAACUUCGUCUUUUACUCUGGAUCAGACCUGGACGACUGACGGAUUACACAGACGCCUCAACAUGAGCAGUUUGAUUUAACAGGAAAGUAAAACACGCACAAGUCUAGUCUAGCAGAAAGGUUACAUAGUGCACCUUUAAUAGAGGGUUCUACUACCUUCUUGUCUCCAUGGAGAUGUUAUUGCUUUGCCAGUAAUGUCCUUCAGUUUGGCAUUAAACUUCGCUGACAUUUUCAUUGAUCUGUAGCUUGUCCUGUAGUCUGGAGAAGCCGCCUUUUAUCUCCUUGGAGAUACAGAAGUUUAAUGCCAUACUGUGAAACUCCAGGUAAAGCAAUACCAUCUCCAUGGAGACAAGGCGGCAGACAUUGCAUUAGAAAAGUAAAAAAUCUGCAAAUCUAGUGUGAUCCGGAGCUGUCCAUAGAAAGUAGCGACACUUUGUUGUGACGUUUAGGGCGACGUCAGCGCCCACUGACAUCAGCGGACUUGUUUCUUUUAUUAAGCCGUUUUAGAUGAAUAUUGUGAUUUAAAAUGUUUCACAAUAUUGUAAAUGAGAACAUAAUGAUCCACGGGGGUAGUAGAUUGUGUGUCGCUUUAUAGUUAUCUAUAAAUCUUUAUAAAGUUAUCCAUCUGUUACAACAGGACUGAUUUAAACAUGGGGAAAAAUCGAGUUGAAAGGGUCUGGAGUUUAACCAAAACUGAGACAUGGCCAUAAGACGUUCUGCUACGAAACCAAAGCAGUUUAGUUUGGAAGCUUAACAAAAGAUUACACUAUUUUUUUUUUCCUCAAGGUAUUACUUCUAUAACAGGAUGGAUGACCACUACACACAGAGAUUGCAUUACACACAACUGGAAUUGUCAAAUUGUCAAAUUGUUGAAACUUUGAUUUCAAAUGUUUUGCUGUGUUUUAAUUGAAUGGAUAUUAUUAUAACCAUUAUAACCAUUUUUUACAUUUUAAUCAAUGUUUUAUAUAAGGGGGUUGGGGUUAUUCAGUGAAACAUUUGUAAGUAAAGGGAUUUUAACACU